CCUAAUGCAAAAAAAAAAAAUCAAGAAAUCAAAUCAAGUGAGUGGUGACUUCAGAGAACUGAGUGCGAGUGGGAAGAAAUAAGAAAAAUUCCAAUCGUUUUAUCCAUAGUAAUUGAAAUGUGCCGGUGAAUAUAAAACUAAAAUUAUAUGAGUUUAAUUUUCACCUAAAUACACCGAUCAUGAACAUCAAAAGAUUCUACAUAACAUCACUUGUUUUUACGUUAUUCUUCCUAUGUGUCCUGACAAAAACACACAAGGAUGUUGUUGUCGACAACAUUAGCGAUUUCAAAGAUCUCAAAAAACUACUUCGUACCAAAACGAAUGUACUCAUCAUGUUCUCGUCGGGCAGCCGAGAAUCGCAAGCUAGCGUAAAAGUAUUUCGAGAAACCGCUGAAGCGGUGAAAGGGGUUGGAACCAUGGUUCUUAUUGAUUGUUCAAAUGCAGAGAAAAAGAAAAUCUGUAAAAAGUUAAAAGUAACCCCUUCUCCGGUAUCCUUGAAGCACUAUAAAGACGGCGACUUUCACAAAGAAUAUGACCGGCAAAUGACUGUGAGUAGUAUGACGAACUUUAUGCGAGAUCCAACAGGUGAGCUACCGUGGGAAGAAGACCCUAAGGGGGUGGAUGUCUUUCACAUACCUGACUACAGUACGUUUCAAAAAUUUCUAAAAAAAGACCCAAAGCCGACGUUGGUAAUGUUCUAUGUUCCCUGGUGUGGGUAUUGCAAGCGAAUGAAACCAGAUUUUUCUUUGGCAGCGACAGAGCUAAAGCCGAAUUAUGUCAUGGCUGCCAUGGAUGUAGAAAGAACAGAAAAUGCUAUGGCGCGAAGGGUUUAUAACAUCAGCGGAUUCCCUACUCUGUUAUAUUUCGAAAACGGAAAACUAAAGUCCACGUACGAGGGCGAGAAUACGAAAGCCGGACUGAUGGCUUUUAUGGAAGACCCUUCAGCACCAGCGGCUAUAAAACCCAAGGAAGAAGACUGGUCAGCCGAUACAAACUCUGAAAUCGUCCAUCUGACGACUUUAGGCUUUGAACCAGCAAUCAAGGAUGAAAAGUCGGUAUUGAUUAUGUUCUAUGCUCCUUGGUGUGGACAUUGCAAGCGUAUGAAGCCAGAAUAUGAAAAGGCAGCACUCAUAAUGAAGGAGCAAAAGGUUCCUGGAAUAUUAGCUGCUCUGGAUGCAACUAAAGAGAGCACGAUCGGGCAGAAAUACGCCGUUAAAGGAUAUCCCACAGUAAAGUACUUUGUUAAUGGAGAAUUUCAAUUUGAUGUCAAUCUCAGAGAUGCAGAAAAAAUUGUCAACUUCAUGAAGGAUCCCAAGGAACCCCCGCCACCUCCACCACCAGAAAAAUCUUGGGACGAAGAAGAAUCUGAUGUGGAGCAUUUGAAAGAUGAAACUUUUAAAUCGUUUUUAAAAAAGAAGAAACAUGCGUUGGUUAUGUUCUACGCGCCUUGGUGUGGACACUGCAAAAAAGCUAAACCAGAAUUUAUGGCUGCGGCUGCUGAAUUCCGAGAAGAUCCACGAGUUGCGCUAGCUGCAGUUGAUUGCACAAAACAUGCGGCUGUAUGUUCCGUCUAUGAAGUUCGUGGCUACCCAACAUUUAAAUAUUUUAGUUACCUUAAAACAAACAUUGAUUAUAACGGUGGUCGAAGUGAAUCUGAUUUUAUAAAGUUUAUGAAAAAUCCCGUGGAUAGUAGCAAGGAAAUUUCUAAAGAACCAGAAUCAUUUGGAAAUUUCCCGGGUGCAGAACAUAUAUUAUUACCAGGUGAUGAGAUUGAGACCAAGGGCAAACAAAUUAAAAGACUUCUAGUUAUGUUUUAUGCCCCGUGGUGUGGACAUUGUAAGUCAUUAAAACCAGAAUUCGCUGCUGCUGCUGCUAAAGCAACAACAGAUGAAUAUCGCUUAGGAGCAGUCGAUUGCAAUAUCCAUCACAAAGCAGUUGAAAAGUAUAAAAUUCAAGGAUUCCCUACACUGCUACUAUUUGAAAAUGGCAAACUUGUGGACACUUAUACGGGUCCACGAAAGGCUAGUGAUAUUUUAAAAUAUGUUAGCAAACAAUCUAGAGAUGAGUUGUAAAUGCUAACUUGAGAAAAGUACAGCAUUAUUCUUUGCAUUUAUAUUAUUUUAAGUUGUAUCUGCUUUAAACAAAAUCGAAUAUAUUGAAAUAAUAUGUUAAGAAACAAGAAAUUUGUAUGAUCUUUCUAUUCUAAUCCAGCGUUCUCUCUAACUCAAUUAACGUGUUAUCAAAUUCAAAAAGUAUUUUUUUAAAUUUUUGAUACUAUAUACAUUCUAUAUUUUUUUUUAUUUACAAUUGCUUAAAUGAAAUAAAAGAUGGUUCUUUAUAAUUCGUUGAGAUUAAAACA
Messenger RNA from Eupeodes corollae, 2359 nucleotides. Its product is annotated as protein disulfide-isomerase A5. Gene Ontology annotation, biological process: protein folding. Lineage: Eukaryota; Metazoa; Arthropoda; Insecta; Diptera; Syrphidae. The transcript is spliced from 3 exons. The coding region runs from base 180 to 2072 and encodes 630 amino acids. The record is from RefSeq and is a predicted model, not a curated record. Gene Ontology annotation, molecular function: protein disulfide isomerase activity. Gene Ontology annotation, cellular component: endoplasmic reticulum.